CGAAGAAGAGAACCUGAACACGAAAAUGGUGGAACACCUCUAAGUUACCAAGAAAGGGAAGCAGCCAGGAAAAGAGCAAGAAGGGAAAAUGAGACAGCAGAGGAGCGGGAAAGUAGGCUACAGCGCGAAGCUGAUCAGAGAAGGAGAAGGCGUGCGCUAGAGUCGCAAGAACAAAGGGAAUCUCGCUUAUCACGCAAUUCCGAAAGAGCUCGAAUCCGUAGGCAGCAUGAGAAUGAAGACCAGAGAGAGGCUCGCCUCGCUCGGAACGCUGAGAGGGUUCGACUUCUACGGCAUGAGGAGAACGAAGAGAAGAACGGCGAAGACGGCUGGCUCAAAACGCUGAGAGGAUGCGACUUCACGUCAGGAAGAGGACGAGGAAGAACGCGAAGAGCGGCUUGGUCAAAACACGCUGCGAGGAUGCGACUUUCACGCCAAGAAGAGGACGAGGAAGAACGCGAAGAGCGGCUGGCUCGAAACGCUGAGAGGAUGCGACUUUCACGUCAGGAAGAGGACGAGGAAGAGAAGAGAACGCGAAGAGCGGCUGGCUCAAAACGC
Ostertagia ostertagi is the source of this 555-nucleotide messenger RNA. The record is from the annotation of a GenBank genome assembly. NCBI's taxonomy places the organism in Eukaryota, Metazoa, Nematoda, Chromadorea, Rhabditida, Trichostrongylidae.